GAGGAGAUGGAGGAAAGAGUCCAGAGUCUGCAGGAACACAGAAGGAAAGUAGAAGAUGAAGCAGCUGGUGAUAUCACGAGAGUCACACUGCCCUGUUUAGAGAUCUCAGGAGACGUCUGGAAGACCUGGAGAAGAGAGUCCUGAGGGAAAUCUCCGGGAGGGCAGAGCGGAUCUCCAUCUCCAUCCAGGAUCUGGAAAUAAAGAAGGAGGAGCUGUCCAGGAAGAUGCGUGACAUUGAGGAGCUGUGUAACAUGACGGAUCCACUGACUGUCCUACAGGAAUCAGACACAGGUGACUUGUGUGAUACUGAGGAUGGAGAUAAUGAGGACAGAGAGAGACAUGAGGGACUCCUCCAUGAUGGAGGGAGGCUGGAUGUGGCUGGGAUAUCACACACAUUACACACAUUAUCUGAUAUAAUAACAGAGGGAAAUGUAUCCUUCUAUAUACUGGGAGCUGAGGACAUAUUAUUGGAUGGAAACACAGCUGGUAAUAUUCUACAUAUAUCAGUUGACGGGAAAACUGCGUUCUGGUCAGAUAGAAACCAGAAUCGCCCAGAAACUCCAGAGAGACUUACAGAUCAUCUUCAGGUAUUGAGCAGGCAACGUUUCUCAUCAGGUCAACACUACUGGGAAGUGAAUGUGGAGGGAUCAGAUUGGUGGAGAGUUGGAAUGUGUUACCCCAGUAUGGACAGGAUGGUUUUGCAGGCAGGAAUAGGAAGGAAUGACAAGUCCUGGGGUUUGCUGAGG
Staurois parvus is the source of this 746-nucleotide messenger RNA. NCBI's taxonomy places the organism in Eukaryota, Metazoa, Chordata, Amphibia, Anura, Ranidae. The record is from the annotation of a GenBank genome assembly.